This is a messenger RNA of Paracoccidioides brasiliensis Pb18, 1584 nucleotides long. RefSeq lists its product as uncharacterized. Gene Ontology annotation, cellular component: nucleus. Gene Ontology annotation, molecular function: RNA polymerase II transcription regulatory region sequence-specific DNA binding. The record is from RefSeq and is a predicted model, not a curated record. The coding region runs from base 1 to 1584 and encodes 527 amino acids. The transcript has 5 exons.
AUGACUAGGAACGGGGUGAAGCAGUCCGCAGAAAGCGAUGGGCAAAAGCCAGGGGAUGGAGGAGGUUCAGAGACAGCUCCUCCAGACCCAGCAACGGAACGUGAUGCGCAACUUAAAGAGAUGAGCACAAAGAAUAAUCAAACACCGCCAAAGAGUGCAGAUGGAUCGCCUGCAACUGCCAGCCCAAAAAAGCGUCGCAAAGUCAAUCAUGGUCAUCUCUGCCAUGACGAACCUAGAGAAAACGUCAAGCGGUUAAAGACCGAGCAGGAGACUUCUGCGCCAGAAGAAGAGGGUCCGUCGAGGAAUGACUUUGCGGGAAUUCAAAAUAUGCCACGAAAAAUCGAUACGCGCGAAAUAAACCAAGUGCUUCGUGAUUCUAACAUUCCAAAUUUGUCGACUUCGAUCGAUCAUUCUCAAGCUUCCCAAGUCCAGGGCAUCUCCGCCGCACCAAUUCAGCCGGUUAAUGUCAACCCGCAACAUCUUUUGAGUUUCAACGAUUGGCGGUUAGGGGCACAUAAUCAAUUCCAAGACAUGCACACAUUCCAUCCAUCAUAUAUGUUCAACCAUCCGGAAGUUACAAACGAAUAUAAUCUGCUUAACGACUUCCUGAGCACAAGUUUGCUAGACGACGCCUCCAUGUAUCCUGGGGAAGAAAUUUCUGGUCCCUAUUCGGAUGCAUCAUUACUCAAUUCCAUGGCUGCCAAUAUGCCACCACAGAAUAACCAAUCUAUUUUUCAACAGCAGCAACAGCAGCAACAGCAGCAACAGCAGCAGCAGCAGCAACAGCAACAGCAUCACCAACAGCAGCAGCAGCAACAGGCUAUGUUACCACCAUCAUUGCUUGCGGCCCAAUCCCAAAACUCCACCAUUGGCAACUCAAUUCAACGCCCCAGUAGCAGUGUUGGAAAUGAAAAAGCCAAGGAAACAUACUAUAUGACAGCAGCUGACCCUUCGGGCACUGAUCCGCCAGAGGAGAGGAUGAACAAGCUUUUGAAAGCCAAAUACGAUGCCGGCUUGCUAAAGCCUUUCAACUACGUCGGUGGCUACGCCCGCCUGAAUUCAUAUAUGGAGAAACAUCUAGAGCCUGCAUCGCGACAAAAGAUCCUUCGACAACUCGAUAAAUUCCGUCCCAAGUUUCGUGAACGAAUGCAGUCGCUGACUGAUAUGGAGUUGUUGGUUGUUGAGAUGUGGUUUGAGCGUAGCUUGAUGGAGUAUGAUCGUGUCUUUGCCAGUAUGGCUAUACCGGCUUGUUGCUGGAGGAGAACUGGCCAGAUUUUCCGGGGGAAUAAAGAGAUGGCUCAACUUAUUGAUGUCCCUAUUGAGUCUUUGCGGGAUGGUAAACUUGCAAUCCACGAAAUCAUCGUCGAAGACCAGCUAGUCAGCUACUGGGAGAAAUUUGGAGCGAUUGCAUUCGACAGCACCCAGAAAGCCAUGCUUACGAGUUGUACGUUGAAAAGCCCGAAUUGUAACAGUCGGGCAGAAGGAAUUAAGUGCUGCUUUUCAUUUACGAUCCGCCGUGAUACCCACAACAUACCGUCGCUUAUUGUUGGAAAUUUCCUCCCUAUGAAACGAACAGAUCGAUGA